AUGCCGUAUGCACAGCCACGGGGAGCGCCUCAGCCGUCAUCUGGCCUCGUAGAACGUGUGUACCCCUUCCGGGGCAGCGCAUGCCGAGUCGAGCUGCAUAUCAUCGCAAAUGCCUCGCUCGCAUACCCCCGGUCCCCCUCGCGCCCUCCGGCUCUUCAGCAAGGCGAUGUGGGUAUGGAUAAGGCCCCCGCGAGACGAGACAUAGGGCCCAGCAUCCUCGGGCUGAGCCACAACAUCACGACAAAUGGACGCACCACCAGCGGCUGGUCGUAUCUCCUCGACAAUGGCGCAUUCGCCCAGGCUGCCCCUUGCACUAAAGGCCUCAAUUCUCGUCUGCGGACGCUCUGA
Messenger RNA from Gloeophyllum trabeum ATCC 11539, 348 nucleotides. RefSeq lists its product as uncharacterized. The transcript has 3 exons. NCBI's taxonomy places the organism in Eukaryota, Fungi, Basidiomycota, Agaricomycetes, Gloeophyllales, Gloeophyllaceae. The coding region runs from base 1 to 348 and encodes 115 amino acids. The record is from RefSeq and is a predicted model, not a curated record.